CAAUCCUGACAAUAACUCCCCCAAAGUAGUUUACCUAAUAGUUAUAGUUACAUUUUGGCCCAAUUUCAUGGCAUUUCUUGUUGUUAAGCAAUUUUCUUGCUAACCAUACAAUGGAAGUAAGCAUAUUUCACGGCAAACAUUUCACGAUUUCUGUGCUUAACACGAAUAUGUACUGGUGCGCUUAGAGAUUUCCAUUGUUGCAUCACUAAGUUAAGCAAGUUUUUCCUCUGAGGUUAUCAUAUUGUGCCUUUUGCCAUGCUUACUGUUUACAGUCUCCAUGAAAUAUGCGGAGCCUCUUUUGGCAUAUAAGAUCAUGUGCUUAGAUCUGCUACUCGUACCCAGCUUUCCGGUUCGUUAGUGUGACGUCACUUCAGUUCAAGCCACGCCCACUGCACAUGCACUGCACAUAGAAUUACAUGCAUUGAUCGCCAUUUACAUGGAACCAUGGAACAGGAGGUUACAUGUAACAUGCAACUUCAGCGAUCUCCAAUGGGACCCAACAAACCGUGUCAUUGGGUUUUCCAGAAGUUCAGUUAGCUCCAGUCUGGCACAUGGACAAUGGACGAAGGACACAGAGUAUCACUAGCCUUCCAUGAUUUGACUGAGAUACCACAAAAUGCAGUCUCCAAGUUUGCUACCAAAGCCGAAGUCCUGGAUCUGAGCCACAAUCAAAUCAGCGACCUGCGUUGCCUCGAGUCUUUCAGCAAGGUUCACACUCUGAUCCUAGACAACAACAAUAUUAAAUCCCAUGUGAAAUUCCCUUCGCUGCCCAGCGUCACGACACUCUGGGUCAACCGGAAUCGCAUCUCCAACUUGACUGUGUUUGUGGAGACGGUGUCCAGGGCCUUCCCAGACCUGCGUUACCUGAGUAUGAUGAACAACCCCGCUGCGCCGAGUUUCUUCAACGGUGGCAGCUAUGAGCAGUAUCUAGAUUACAGGCAUUAUGUGAUCAGUCAGCUGCCUAAGUUAACCAUGCUGGACGACAAGGAGAUUCCUCUCUCCGAGCGACAAGAAGGCGAGAAGAUAUACAAGCACCUGCUGACCAGAAAAUCGUCCAAGAGCAAACGGAGAUCUCCUAAGAAGAGUCGACAGGCAUCCAGUAGCAGCAGUCGUCGGUCUGUGAAGGGCGACGUUGACCUGCCUUCCCUCGAACAACUCAGCAGCGGCAGCCCCGCCAGGUGAUGGGCACGUAGAGCAUUCCAUCUGAAAUUCAGCAACUGUCGGCUGUGGCUCCGUCUGGAAGCACUGGCUAAAGCUAGGGUAAGCUAGCUAGUGUGUCAGUGGAAGUCAUUGGCUAGGUUCCUAUAGCCAUUCCCAUAGGCUUGUGCAUAGCUGCCAGCCACAGCCACAACUUCCAGACACAGCCUGAGCUUAGCUCAAGCUUCUCGACUAAAUCCGAUGGCUCAGCACUUUAAUGGAAGGCACAUUUCUCUCUUAAUUUCAGGGAAUGUAUGCAGAAUUAUUAAAGGCUGAGGGAAUAGCACUAACAUUUGUUCCAAACUGAUUCCAAAAAUAUUUUCUGAUCGUUAGGAACCAUUUUAUUAACUUAUAUGUAUUUCUUUUUCUUUUAACCCCUUCACUGCCGGAUUA
Acanthaster planci (crown-of-thorns starfish) is the source of this 1590-nucleotide messenger RNA. Its product is annotated as leucine-rich melanocyte differentiation-associated protein-like. Gene Ontology annotation, molecular function: protein binding. Lineage: Eukaryota; Metazoa; Echinodermata; Asteroidea; Valvatida; Acanthasteridae. The record is from RefSeq and is a predicted model, not a curated record.